AUGAUCACCUUCUCCAGAACCUCAUCCACCCUCCGCAACCAGCUCCGGUCGGUUCAUACUUUUCCCUCCGCCAUCGACCCUUUGGGCUCCCUCCUCAGCCUCCUCCAUCUCUCCACUGAAACCCACUCCCUUGAACUCACUCUGCAAGCCCACGCGCGAGCUCAGCGGUUGGGCCUCGCGCAGCAUCCCCUCAUCGCCCAGAAGCUCAUCUUCUCCUGCUGCCAACUCAAACGCCCCACCGACGCGAGCCUGGUCUUCGACUCGAUCGAGGUUAAGAGCACGGAAAUCUGCAACACUCUCCUGAGCGGGUAUGGCAGGAAUCAGCUUUUCCUCGAGAGCUCGCGCAUUUUCAGGGAGAUGUGCGAAGGUUCCAAUUUGCCGUCGCCGAAUGAUUUCAGUUUCUCCAUAAUGUUUAAGGCGGCGGCCGAUUCAGUGGAGAUUUCUCACGGGAAGGCUGUGCAGGGGAGGAGUGUGAAAAUGGGGCUCGCAUUCGAUGUAGUGGUAGGGAAUUCGUUGAUGUCUAUGUACGGUAGGUGUGGGUGCUUUCGUGAUUGUCAGAAGGUGUUUGAUGAAAUGCCUCAAAGGAAUGUGUCAUCAUGGAACGCCUUGAUUUCAGGUUACGUUAAACUAGACUUAGAAUAUGGGAAAAAAGACGUCUUAUUUACACACAGGUUGUGGGACUUUGUAAAACAAAUGCAAAGUGAAGGAUUCAAAUUGAAUGCAUUCACCACCUCCACUCUCCUUCCAUUGUGCAACGGUAAAUGUGACGAAAAAUGUGAUCUUGGAAGAGAAUUACACUCGUACAUCAUUCGGAAUGGAUUGAAUACAACUUACACACCAGAUAGUGAUGUUCAUAUGGGGUGUUGUUUGAUCGAUAUGUACUCCAAGAACGGUAGAGUCCAUGUAGCAAGAAAAAUUUUCGAUAGAUUGAAAUUCAAGAAUAUUUUUACUUGGACUGCCAUGAUCAAUGGCUACGUGCACUGUGGAGGUUUUGAUGAAGCCUUGUUCCUUUUCCGGCAAAUGCAACAGCUGCAUGGAGUAGGACCCAAUAAAGUCACGCUUGUUGCCGUAUUGCCAGCUUCUAGCUCACUCAGCGGUUUGCUAGGCGUGAAGCAAAUUCACGGUUUUGCCCUUCGAAAGGAAUUAAAUCUCGCGCUCUCUCUAUGCAACGCCUUAAUCGACACGUACUCUAAAUGCGGGAGUUUGAAUUACGCGACUCGUGUGUUCGAACGCGAGUGUAUUCAUAAGGAUGCAAUUUCGUGGGGUUCGAUUAUAUCGGGCCACGGCUUACACGGCCAGGGUCAGAAUGCAGUUAUUCUUUUCGAUAAAAUGCUCGGUAACGAGAUAAAACCGGACACUAGCGUAAUUGUCGGCGUUCUCUCCGCAUGCUGUAAAUCGGGUCUCGUAGACCAAGGAACGAGAAUAUACGACUUGAUCGUGAACAAAUAUAAAAUUAAACCAACAGUCGAGAUGUGUUCUUGCAUGGUGGACAUGUUUGGAAAAUCGGGUGAGCUAAACCGAGCCCUCGAUUUUAUCAAGGCCAUGCCGGUUGAGCCGAGUCCUAGCAUUUGGGGAGCUCUUUUGAGUGCGUGCGUGAUUCAUGGGAAUAGUGAGAUGCAAAAUGUGGCUUAUAAGGCUCUCAUUCAAUUAGAGCCUGAUAAUGGUUCGAAUUAUGUGUCGUUGUCGAAUUUAUAUGCGUCUUCUCAAAAAUGGGAUGUUGUGGCUCGAGUGAGGUCGGCCAUGAGAGAUAGGGGGCUGAGGAAGGUGCCUGGAUGCAGUUGGAUCAGUAUAAAUAGCUCGACUCAUAGCUUUUUCGUGGCGGAUAAGUCGCAUCCUUGUUGCGACUCGAUUUACGAGAUGCUUGAUGGGCUUGUCUCGGUUAUGAAGGUGAUGCGUUCGAGUUUGGAUUUGCCAACGUGUUCUUGCCCUGAUUUCGUUUAUUUGAUGGAAGUGUCGUGA
Messenger RNA from Striga asiatica, 1959 nucleotides. The record is from the annotation of a GenBank genome assembly. NCBI's taxonomy places the organism in Eukaryota, Viridiplantae, Streptophyta, Magnoliopsida, Lamiales, Orobanchaceae.